Guillardia theta CCMP2712 is the source of this 1911-nucleotide messenger RNA. RefSeq lists its product as hypothetical. The record is from RefSeq and is a predicted model, not a curated record. The transcript is spliced from 13 exons. Gene Ontology annotation, molecular function: protein binding; calcium ion binding. Bases 1 to 1911 code for a protein of 636 amino acids. NCBI's taxonomy places the organism in Eukaryota, Cryptophyceae, Pyrenomonadales, Geminigeraceae.
AUGGCUGGAAAGAGAUUGAAAGCGGGAGGGUUCAAUGCGUGGGAGCUGAGAGAGGAGGGGCAGGAAGCAAUGGAGGACGAGGAGAGGAUGGGCUCCGACGUCUGGUACAACAUGCACAGGGAGAUCGUUGAGAGACAGAUCAUGCAAGAGAUGUCGCGAUACGGCAAGGUGAGACUUUUUGCUUGUAAGCCAUUUGUGGAGUCAUGGUUUGUGGGCAAGCUACGGCCACGCUCCGUUAUCCCUAAGAACUUUCCUGAAGCGUCAUUGCAGAUUGUCGGGGUUGAGCUAGUCUGUGAGCCGCAGACGAUCAUAUCGAGACUCAAGCUCUGCCUUGCUGAUCAGUGGAACGUAGAGGCAUGGAAAGAGGUCUUUCUGCUGGGGGAUAAGGAUAACAGCGGAGGCCUUGACCGGGAGGAGCUGCGGAGAAUUCUCCAACAUUUCGACGUCUCCGUCACGACGGAGGAGCUUAAGGAGCUGUGGAACUUCAUUGACAUCUCCGCCGAUGCCGGGGGGAGGAUAGAGUUCUGGGAGCUUGUGGAGGCCUUCCGCUUCGACGACUGGGAGGAGGAGCUGGAGACGAUGAUGACGACGAAGAAGAGUGUCGGUGUUCGCAGCAGGAAAAGCAGCAAGAUGCAGUUCAAGUAUCCCUGCCAUGCUAUCAUCUCAUGCGCCGACGAGGAGACUGCCAACCGCAUCCUCGUGGAGCUUGACGGGCAUUCCGUUCGGUUCCAUGACGAAGAAGGGAGAGAUUUGAGCCCCAAGGAGCUGGUGACGAGGGGGAUGCUCCCGAUGAACCGAGCUCCGAUCGUCAAGGAGGAGAAGGAAAAGAUCGCAGGGGACGGAAUGGAGAAGAAACCAGUGCACAAAUCGCUUCGUCUUGCACUACAGGGGAAUGCGGAGAAGGAGAGGAGGGCGAAGUCGUGGAAGCCGGAGCUCUUUUGGAGCAUCUCAAACAUAUCAGGUGAGGUUCGUGCGGGGACGGGGGGGGUCCCAGGGGAGCGGGUAAUCACUGACUACGAGAAGUUCCUAGUGGCACAAAGGGGAUGGAGCAGGGAGGUGAUGAACUACCAUCGAAGACUGCGGGAAGUUGAGAAAGGAGACUGGAGGGCUGCUGAGAGGAUCUUUGAGGAGAUGGUGAGGGAGAAGAUAUCUCCGAGCGAGCUUGUGGUCGAGAGGGUCCUGCAGUCGUACUGCGACUCCCAAGUCCCCCAACCCCGACGUGCAGAGGAGAUGAUAGCAAGGAUGGCGAAGAUGAAUCUGAAGCCAACCACUAGGACGUACAACAGGCUGAUGGAAUGUUGGUGCAACGCUGGAAAUAUUCGCCGCGCAGAAGAGAUUGUUCUCAUGAUGGAGGCGGAGGGCCCGAUGCCCAACGAGUUCACCUACCAGGUGCUUGUGAGGGGAUGGGAGAAGAACUUUCAGGCCACUGCGAGUCGAGAGCUGGUUGAGAGGAGCAGGGCGAUAGCCUUCAGCAAGCUUGGGACGAAGCGAUACUCGAGCUUGCUAGCGGAGCUGCAGGACAAGAUAGGAGAGGUUCACACAGACACAAGUAGGAUGGAGAGAAUCUUCAAGGGCAUCGCAGGCGAGAUGGGAGUGAUAGACAGGGAUGGUGUUGUGGAUGCGAUUAAGCUGUUGGGAGUCUCGGACACUUCGCUUGUGUCCAGCUUCAUCGACGAUGAAGAUCAGAAUGGAGACGGUUUCAUUGACUACGGAGAAUUCAUCUUCAUUCUCAAAAGUCUCCUGCACAACGUGGAGCACAAGCUGCAUCAAGUCUCCUCGAGCUCAGUGGCCAGCGACCAGUCGCCAGAUGUUUCAACGAAGAAGAUGGCCGUGACGUCGCAGUUUGCGGUGAAGCGAAGUGGAUGGGUUCCUUCCUUCUUCUGGAGGAGCGACACUGCACGGAAGCGUUGA